Molecule: messenger RNA, 2697 nt
Organism: Mucor velutinosus
Lineage: Eukaryota; Fungi; Mucoromycota; Mucoromycetes; Mucorales; Mucoraceae
Exons: 8
Coding region: 1-2697 (898 amino acids)
Biological process (GO): ribosomal small subunit biogenesis
Cellular component (GO): nucleolus
Molecular function (GO): RNA binding; protein binding
Source: RefSeq, a predicted model, not a curated record
AUGGAACAAGAGAUUUCAGAACUUGCUCUGCAAAUCCAAAGUAUGAGACCUCAACAGCAAUCUUUGAGAAAAGGAGGAUACAAAAAACAUGCACAUACCCCAGGAUCAACGCUUCCUCGGUCAAUGCAGGAAGAACUAGAUGAACAAGAGACAGACGAUCGUAAAUUUGGAAAGAAAUUCACCAUCAAAGCUUCUACCCGAAAAGAGCUAAGGAAGCAAAAGAAGGCAGAGAAAGGCAAGCGUAAUGCAGAGCGCCAUCAAAGAAAAAGGCCCAUUGAAGAAUCUGUCAAAGCAAACAACCAUAACAAUAAGCGUCAAAAGACAACGACGACAGAGGUACAAAGCAAAAAACAACCACAAAUCAAAAGCAACAACAAAGUGGAAAAGCCAGUUGCAGCCAAAAAGACGAAAUCGUCUGCAGAAGCCAUGAAGCGUUUGGAGAAAUCCAAUCCAGGUCUUUACAAAAUGUUGCAAUCUGAUAAUUUGAUCCAUAACGAAGCGGGUAAAGUCAUUGUCGAUAAUGGAGAUUUCGAGCAAGACGAUCGUGAUAUUGCCUAUUGGGAAAAGAAACUAGGCCUAAACAAGAAGAAGGAUAAGUCUUUGGGCAAGGAAUUCGAGGAAGAUGGCCUACUGGAGGUCCUUGGUAAUAUUGAAGGCGAAGAUGGCGAAAACGAUGAUGAUUUAGAGUACCUCAGAAAGAAGAGGCAACGUCAAAACGACCAAAAGAAGAAGGCAGCUAUGGAAGAGAAAGCCGAGGAGGCUAUGGACGAUAUGUUUGCUGGAUUCGAGAGUGAUGAAGAUGAUGAGGAUGAAGACGACGACGAGGAUAUGGAAAUGGAUGGCCUUUUGAAUGAAAGCGAUAGUGAAGAUGACGAAGAAGCAGAAUUGAUUAAUGAAGAUGAUGUGGAUAAUGACGAAAUGACGCUUGAAGAAGACGAUGAAGAAGAAGAAGAAGAAUCUGAAAAGGCUGUUGAACCACCCAAGGCUGCCGAGCAGUCUAAAAGCAGUGUCUUGACCAAAUACGUACCACCUCAUUUAAGAAAAGCACCAGCAGGCAAAUCAGAAAUGCAAAUCAAGUUGCAUAAACAACUUAUGGGUCAAUUGAACAGACUGAGUGAAAGCAACAUGGAGAGCAUUCUGCUUGAAAUUGAGAAAUGUUACGGCACAUAUCCUCGCCAUGAUGUAACUGCCACUCUCACUGAUAUCAUUCUGACCUCCAUCUCACAAAAAUCAAAUUUACUGGACUCAUUUGUCAUUACUUAUGCCACCAUUGUUGCUAGUCUGUAUCGUUUGAUUGGUAUAGAAUUUGCUGCACAUCUCGUACAAACCUUGGUUGAACUGUUUGAAAAAGAGUACAAGAAAUGCAAAGCGUCGAUUCAACGUGGAGACGACAAUGGAGACGAAGGGCCAGAAGGGUCCAGAGAGUCAAAGAAUCUGUUGACCUUGAUCUUGGAAUUGUACAACUUUCAAGUCUUGUCCUGUAUUAUCAUUUAUGACAUUGUGCGUAUGCUGAUUGAACAUUUGGAUGAAAACAGUGUUGAAUUGCUGCUUCGCAUCGUUCGCACUGCUGGGCCUGAGAUGCGCAGCGAUGAUCCCACCUCUCUAAAACACAUUAUCGAUGAAAUUCAAAAGGAGACAGCUAAACGUGAUCCUGCAACUAUAUCCACACGUCAUAAAUUCAUGCUUGAAACAAUUGCCAAUGUAAAGAACAACAAGAUCAAAAAUAACCAGACUGCUGGAGGACACGGUGACAAGGAAAUGGUAUCGAAAAUGAAGAAAUUCCUAAACGGAUUAUCUAAGAAGCGUACAGUGCGUAGCACAGAGGCAUUGCGUGUCAGUUUGGACGAUAUCCGUAAUGUUGAAACAAAGGGUAAAUGGUGGUUGGUAGGCGCUUCAUGGAAGGACAACUUGGUUGGCACUUCUAGCAAAUACAGCACAACCAAAAUGCCCGAAGACUUGAAGAAGGAUCAAUCGUUGCAAGAGGCUCUCCUGAAGCUUGCAAGAAAGCAGGGCAUGAAUACAGAUAUCCGUAGGACAAUCUUUGUCACCAUCAUGAGUUCCGAGGAUUAUUUGGACGCAUUUGAAAAGCUCAUGAAACUGGGACUAAGCGAAGUACAACAACGUGAAAUUUGUCGUGUCAUGUUACAAUGUACAGGCAAUGAAAAAACGUUCAACCCAUACUACAUGCUAGUAAGCAAGCGAUUAUGUGAAGUAGAUCAUUCAUUCAAGGUGACCUUUCAAUACUGUCUGUGGGAUUUUCUCCGAGAAUGCGGUGAGAGCGAAGUGGGUGGACUAGAGCGAAGUGCGACAGAGAACAGCGUCCACGAUGAAGGCAGCAAGAAUAUCCGUGUCAGCAAGUUGUCCAACAUGGCCAAAUUUUAUGCGUCCUUGAUUGCUGAUGGAGCACUUACAUUAGCAGUUUUAAAGAGUGUUAAUUUCAUGUCUGUGCAACGUAAUGCUCGUAUCUUCUUGGAGAUUUUGUUUGCUAAUUUAUUGUUGCAAUUGCAUUCUGGCGGUGCACAAGCCAUUGCCAACGUGUUUGCAAAGAUCCUUGAGCUGCGAACAUUGGCGCAAGGCUGCCAGUUCUUUAUGCUGGAUACCGUGGUCCACGGCAGACACACUGGGCUCGAUCAGGCUGAAUUGGACAAGGUGCAGUGGUCCUGCAAAAUAGCUAGAGAGGUGCUUGGUGCUAAAUAG